UGGCAACUGGCAGUGGCAAGUGGUGACCUUAGUUGGUUUAUAAAUAAACAUUUUAGUUAUUUCAUUGAUUUAUUUAUUGUGCAUAACUUGAUACGAUUAUAAGACAAGAUGAUCGAGACUUGGAUAAAUAUGUCUACUACAUUUUAUAUGAGUUAAUUUAGAUCGAAUCUUAUCAUUGUUAGCGUCAAUUUUUUUGUGGUUCAAGUUUACAAAAUAAACCAUGGCUGCACAUGAGACAGUUAAAGUAGCAGUGGUAAUAGAUCCUAUGCCGAAUGUAGUACCAUGUUCGAGUACAUUGACUGCAGAAGAAUUGUGUAUACUUUUGUGCAAGAAAUAUAACAUUCCUCCACUGACGCGUACACUAUUUGCUUUGCGAAUCAAAGGAACAGACUAUUUCCUCAAAGAUAACAGCAAAGUUCUCUCCAGUUCAAGAGAUUAUGAACUCAGAAUAAGGUUCAAGGUACCUCAACUUAGUUUGUUGAUAACUCUUGACAUGACUACAUAUGACUACUAUUUUCAACAAGCAAGAAAUGAUGUGAAUGAGAAUAGAAUACCUGAAAUUAAAUAUCCUGAGCAUAAGCAAGAACUUCUUGGACUGGGCAUUGCUGAUAUGAUGCGUGCGAUAUUAGAAGAAAAAUUACAAUUAAAUGAUGUAGUUAGAAAUUAUAAAAAGUAUAUACCAAAAGUGAUAGUACGGAGACAUGGGCCAUUUCCUAAGAAGCAUGCCUAUGAUUGCUUGCCUCAAUUAUGUUCUGCGGGCCAUAAUGUUAAUUAUGUGAAGAAUCUAUACCUGCAACAAUUAUAUGGCCUUGCACCUAACUAUCUCGCGGAAGAAUACAAGGACACUAUAUGGCAAAAUGGUGCGGAGUGUAUACCUGUGAAGGUCGUAGUGGCGCCGUUUCACCCGCACCAGCCUGGCAUACGAAUAUAUAACACAUUGAAAAGAGAUUGGUUUCAUGCAUGUACAAUUGAGGAAUUAAUAUAUUUGACAAGGAAUGGCGACAAUUCUCUGGAAGUAUCAAGACGAGGGACUCCACUUUUUUUUAAAUUUAAAUCUGAGGAGCAACUGACAUCAUUUAUAUCAGUUUGUGAUGGUUAUUACAGGUUGAUGGUCAAAUGGACAUUCAAUCUUUCAAAAGAUGACGAAACACCGUCCCUGAAAGAAUUGCAAAGGAUAAAAUGCCACGGCCCAGUUGGCGGCGCUUUUUCAUACCGCAAACUAGAGGAAAAACGUGGAAAAAAACAUGGUUGUUAUAUAUUGCGACAAUGUCAAGAUGACUACAAUGUAUAUUAUUUGGAUGUAUGUACUAAAAAUAGCGCAACUGAAACAUAUUGGCUGGAAUUUAAAGGUGACGGGUAUGUGUUUAACAAAGAAAAGUAUUUUAGCAUCGAAAGACUAGUCAGCUGCCAUCAAAACCCUGAAGGCAGGAUAUUUUUAAAAGAAUGUAUACCACCUUCUGAAUAUGAUAAGUCUCAAUUACUGCUUUGCGGUGAGCCCGUCAAAAAGGGCGUUAGGAUUGAUCAAGCGGAGUUACAAGACAUACUUAAGGAUAACAAAAGUCCACGAUGUCUACCCAAUAAAGAUAUUUUAUUAUACACAGGAUCAGAAAAAGUGGGUUCAGAAAAUAUUACCGCUACAUACAAGGCGUUAUGGAGGCUCGAUGAAACCAAGAAACUUCUAGUCGCGUUUAAAACUUUACAGAGGGAAAGGGCGAAUGACUAUUUAAAGGAUUUUAUAGAAUUAGCCAGCAAAUGGGCGUGUGUUCAGUCAAGUUCAAUAGUGCGGUUAUACGGCGUUACGCUCAGUUCGCCAACAGCCCUUGUACUAGAAUAUCUACCAUAUGGACCUUUUGAUGUUUAUUUAAGAGAAAACGAAGAGAGAGUUAAGCCCUUGCAUCUAAAGAAAGUAGCGGCUGGGCUAGCGCGAGCUCUGUGGGAUUUGUCGGAAGCUGGGGUGGUGCACGGGGAUGUCCGUUGUAGGAGGUUACUACUCGCCUCUCACCAGGCUGAUAGGAUUAUUGUGAAGCUGUCUGGACCAACGUUACGGCAGUACACGCCACAAGAUGUUCACUGGAUUCCAGUAGAGUUCUUCCCAGACAUGAGUUUAGCGAAGCGGUCAGUGGUUGGCGAUAUUUGGGCAUUUGCUACGACUCUAUGGGAAGUGUUUUCGUAUGGACAAUCGCCGACGGAGACAAAUCCUGUGCUCACUGCAAGGAGUUACGAGAUGGGAGAUAGACUGUUGCGGCCGGCUCGGUGUCCGAGUGAAGUGUGGGCUCUGAUGCGGCAGUGUUGGCAGACGGAGCCGCUCCGACCGCAAGAGAUCAUGCGAGACAUGAACCAUAUGUUGCAUCGAGAGUAUGUACCAAUACACGAGUACGAAGAGCCAAAGAUUUCGCUUGAUCAUUUGGAACAUGCGGACACAGUUUCAAGUGACAGAUUUAUACCGAGCGAGCUAAGUGACGCGGGAAGCAAUAAGUCUUUGAUAUCAGUCGACAGUAGCGUACCCUCUAUGAAUGGAACUAUGUCGGAUCAAUAUGAUAAUCCCUUCGCGGACAACAAGAGCUCGAACUCGUUCGAGAACGCGCUCGCGUACGCGCUGCGGCACGAGACGCAGUCGCUGGGGCGCAGCAGCCGCGGCAGCGUGUGCGCCGGCGCCCCCGCCGCGCCCGGCGCCCCCGCCGCGCCCGCCGCGCUCUCGCUCGAGCCCGACGAGUUCUGUGCGGCGCCGCGCCUCAUGGAGUCCAUCGUGUCCCAGGGCAAGACCUACCUGGUCACGCUCACCAAGAAGAUCGGCAGCGGUAAUUACGGCCACGUAUUCAAGGGAUGGAUGGAGCGGGACAAUCAAGAAUCUCAAAGAAAAGAAGUGGCAGUUAAGAAGCUUACCCGACAAGAGUCAGAAAGAAAUGGCAGUUUGUAUGAAGACUUUAAGAAUGAAUUAGAAAUUAUGAAGUCGCUACAACACAUAAACAUAGUGGAGAUCCUGGGCUACUCCUGGGACCACGGGUCGGAUGUGCUCAUCGUUAUGGAGUACUUGGAAGAGGGCUCACUCAACUACUACCUCAAGUUUCAAGGCGAUAAGCUCAGGCUUUCACACCUGCUCAAGUACUGCAAGGAUAUUGCCACUGGAAUGGAUCACGUGUCUGCGAAGAACGUAGUGCACAGGGACUUGGCGACGAGAAAUAUCCUGGUUGUGAACAAGUACCACGUGAAGAUAUCCGACUUUGGCCUCGCGCGGAUCAUUCCCAAGGAGGAGAACGCGUACAGGAUUAAGACUGAACGAUUGCUGCCUAUUAAUUGGUACGCGCCCGAGUCGGCGGUGGAGCCGUGGCACUUCUCCACGAAGAGCGACGUGUGGUCGUUCGGCGUGACCGCGUGGGAGAUCCUCACGCGCGCCGCGCUCGAGGUGCCCAGGUUCGACGUCGAGCGGCCCCGGGAACGGGCCUCCUGCUUUCAGAUUCCGGACGGGUGUCCUUCGGAAAUAUUCAGGCACCUAAUGAAAGACUGUUGGGCGCUAGACCCCAGCAUGAGACCCAAGUUUAUCGACCUCGUACACAUGUGCAAGCGAUUCAUGGAUGAAUACAAAUAAGCUAUAUGUGUACAAACCUUAUAAUUCAUUUGAUGUAUUUAGAUAGAUAUAUUAAUCAGGGUUGAUUUCAUAAGCGAACAUUGGUAAUCUCAAAAUAUAGUACAACAGAUAUAUUCGACACUGAGUGCAAUACGCAAAAGAUUUUCUAGCUGCUACGGUCUUAGUGUUUUAUUAUGCGCGUUCCGUUUUCUAUUAAUUGACAAUAUUGCAUUGAAAAGUCUGUAAAGUAAACCUUUUUGGAAGACGUACAAAUGUUUUAAAAUAUUAUAGGAGUUUAUAAAAAUGCUCCAGGGCUAUUGAACAUUUUAUGUGAUGAACAAGUCUAGAAGUUUCUUGUGCUCAAAUGUUUUAAAAAUUCAUUAAGAGCUCAAAUAAAAUAUAAGACGAUAUGGGCUAUCUUAAAUUUAAAUUACAUUAAUUAUUAUUUAUGUCUGACGUGUAUAUUUAGUACGAGAUGCAUAAAAUAAUUAAGUAUUUUAAGGAAACUAAACUCUAUAGUCUCAAUGUAUCUCUAAUUGAUCAGUAAGUUUCCUAACAUUCUUAUUAGCUGGAAUGAGAACAAUUUUACAUAUUAUAUAGUGCUUAUCUUUAAGAGGUUUCAGAUAGAUUGUAUGUAGAAACAAGAUUUGAAAUAGUAUACAUAUAAUGCAGUGACAACGAUAUUUACACACGACGGGUGCUUAGUUCCUGACUGAACUUAAAAAAAAAUGCUUACAUUUACUGUGUUUGUGGAUUUAUUUAAAACAUUAUUAUGAUUGUUGAUUCCAAUGAGCGAAUGGCGUGAGGUUUUCACGUAAAUUCGUAAGAAACGACAUUUAAAUCGUGACAUUUGAUACAACGUCUCUAGCGUUGAAAUCGGACACUAAAAUAUUUUAACAAACCAUAUAUGUAGCAUAUUUAACAAUAUAUUUUUACAGCAACUUAACAAAUGACUUCUGUUUUGAUUAUCUAUCGCAGUAUUUAAUUCUUAAAUUGCUUUGCUAGUUAUGUGACGUACGUAAUGGAGAUAUAAAUCGAGAGAGUAUUGGUGAUAUGUUUCAAGCGCUUUCAGUGAGUGACUCAUAACUAUGAGUUUCUCACUGAAUUCGCUUCGCCUUUUCCUGCGCCACGAAUUGAAAGGUACGUGAGUGUGCAAUUUUGUUGUUCCUCUACGCAUUUGCUUCAUAUAUCAAUAAGCUAUUGGUUUCGUGUUUAGUGCAAUCAGACGACCCAAGUCUCUGUUACAAUUACCUCCGCUUGAAAGGCGAUCGUUUAUAAUAUAAUAUUAUUUAUAAAUAUCAUAAUGGAUUUAUAUUGUAAUUUUAUUAUACGUUUACUUGCCGACCGAUGGAAGUUUUAAUGUCAAUUGUAAGUUAAUGCUUUAGUUUUAAGGAUAAUGUUAAGAGGUUUUAUUGCUAGUCUAAUGUUUCUUUUCUCGUAUAAUGGACCACAAAUCACAAUACAGUUGUAAUAUAAAACAGGUACUAUGAAAUACAAGGUAUAUAACAAACUUGUUUUCAAAUAAUUGUUUUUGUUUGUAAAUAGUUUCAGCAUGGUUAUACGAUGUCGUAAGUUUUGAACCAAAGAUGAUAUUAUCGUUUAUUAUAGUGAAGAGAUAAUGUUUAUUAAGAGACUACGUAUAGGUACUUUUUUAUAAUGUUGCGUUAUUUUUGAAAUUGCUGCAUUUUUUAAUUUUUAUGUUGGAGAAUAUAUAUUUAAAUAAGUAUAUACGUACGAUCUAAACUUUAUUAAAUAUUUUACUUAUCUACUUGAAAAAAGUGCAAUAACUGCAGUGUUGAGUCUAUUUUAUAUAUUUUCAAGAAGUUUUCCUGAUCAUGAUAAAUAUACAUAGAAUUUAUUUUCUAUGGCAUCUCUGUCAAUUUUGGUAAAAAUGAUGAUUACUAGAACGUAAAAAUUAUUUUUGUUUUAUUUUCAUAUAUUUUAAACGUUUGAAUAGUGGCAUGAUUAUUGUGAUUAGAUUAAAUCGUAAGAGAUAGAGACUGAUUUGUGGCGCGGUGCUAAAAUGGAAUGGCCUUAUUUUUUAUAGUUUAUUGAUGUGUAAACAUAUUAUACAUGUUACGUGAUGUUUCAACUAUAAGUUAAAACAGAAAAUUCAUAUUAUAAUCAUGUUUCUUAGCACGUUUAGAAUUCGAGCCUUAUUUUGAAGUCUAUAAGCUGUUAAUUUGAUUGUUGAAGUUCUGUAAACUUUUCUAUAUCUCUGUAAAGUCAGUUUGGACUUGAAAAUUGUUCGAAAGUGUUGUGAAAAUUCUUUUUAAAUUUGUGUCGAAUUACUUAAAAGGAAACUAUGUCAAUUAUUGAAUUCCCUUCGUCAAAUUAAACUUAACUAAAUGAGAAUCGAACAUUGUGACAACGAAUAAAUAUUGGAUCAAUCUCGCCAUAGUUACCAAAUGGAGUACAUGUAUACAGUGUAUAGAUUGGCUCAAGAUAGAAUAUAAUCAAAGGAUUGUGUUAAAAUCAAUUAUUGUAUGUUAGAAGUGUUGCCGUAUUGCGAUAAUGUUUUAUGUCUGUAUAUAGUAGAUUUAUAUUAUAACGCAUAGAAUUAUGAUAGAUAUGUAUUAUUCUGAACGACCAUGUUCUUGCGAGCAAUAUAAUAACUGACUUUAUGAUUUUAUCUCAAAAAUCUCGUUUAGGAAAUUAAGCAAAUCAGUUUAUUGUAUUCCAAUAUAUAUAUGGUUUUGUAUUAUAGAAUAUGGUAUACAUUCAUCGUUGAAACCUAAACGAUGUAAUUUUUUUUACAUUCUACUGCUUUAGUAGUAUAAUAAACUAUGGGAUAUAUUUUGUAUAAGUUUUUAAAUAUGAGUUAUGUAAAUAAUGAAUUUAAUUUAUGUUAUGAUGCUAGAUGUAUAUUAUAUUGCCCGAUGAAAGGUGGUCCGUUUUAUUUGCCAUGAAUUUAUAAAUAUUAAAUAGUUGAGAA
This is a messenger RNA of Zerene cesonia (dogface butterfly), 6500 nucleotides long. It is a transcript of the gene hop, whose product is annotated as tyrosine-protein kinase hopscotch-like. The transcript is spliced from 22 exons. Lineage: Eukaryota; Metazoa; Arthropoda; Insecta; Lepidoptera; Pieridae. Gene Ontology annotation, cellular component: cytoskeleton; cytosol. The record is from RefSeq and is a predicted model, not a curated record. Gene Ontology annotation, biological process: hemopoiesis; peptidyl-tyrosine phosphorylation; cell surface receptor signaling pathway via JAK-STAT. Bases 221 to 3586 code for a protein of 1121 amino acids. Gene Ontology annotation, molecular function: cytokine receptor binding; ATP binding; non-membrane spanning protein tyrosine kinase activity.